Messenger RNA from Macrosteles quadrilineatus (aster leafhopper), 1921 nucleotides. RefSeq names its product DDB1- and CUL4-associated factor 11-like. Gene Ontology annotation, biological process: proteasome-mediated ubiquitin-dependent protein catabolic process. The record is from RefSeq and is a predicted model, not a curated record. NCBI's taxonomy places the organism in Eukaryota, Metazoa, Arthropoda, Insecta, Hemiptera, Cicadellidae. Bases 185 to 1732 code for a protein of 515 amino acids. The transcript is spliced from 12 exons. Gene Ontology annotation, cellular component: Cul4-RING E3 ubiquitin ligase complex. Gene Ontology annotation, molecular function: protein binding.
GAGAGUUUGAUAGAUAGGCUAUUUUGAUCACUGAUUUUGAUUGUACUUUAGUAAAAACAAUGCGUAAGAGGUUAUUGUGUCAGGGAAGAAGGUUUAAUUGAACUGUUUUAAAGUCACAAAUAUUUCUUUUAGUUUGAUUUUUGCUUGGAAUUUAUUCUCGUCGGUUGAUUUAACGUCUGUCUGUAUGGGAAGUUCUGCAUCUCGAAGAAUGGAAGAACGGUCAGAAGAUAGUGCAGAGUCUGAUUUGGCUGCUAUAUUGCAGUAUUUAAUACGCAGUGGUCAAGUUCACAUAAUAAGCUCUGACCAUGAUAACGACAGUGACGAAGAUUUUGUAGCCGCAGCCAGCCCACCUCAAAUUGAUCACGUUCCCAACACUAAAAAUCUACAGAUGAGUGAAAUAACAUUAAUUACAAAACAAGCUUGUGGGUUGCUUCAUUCCAAAGGUCGUAAAAGACCUAAAUCGACCACAUCCAUGGUUAUGGCAAGAGAGGCUGGUAUAUUUGGCGACAGAGCUUUCUCUCGUGGGGACAAAUGUAGGAUAGGCAACACCCUGCUGCCUCGCACAACAAUCAGCUCCGUUCAACACAACAACAAGAUGUUUUGUGGGAUUUAUUCCAAAGAUGGAGACAAGUUUCUUACUGCUUCACAAGAUCGCUACAUCAGGCUGUACCAGACAAAGUGUGAAGGUUUGAAGUUUUCAAGUCAAAUUCAAGCACGAGACGUAGGCUGGAGUAUCGUAGAUACAACAUUCAGUCCGGACGGCCGUUGGAUAGUCUACUCCAGCUGGUCUGAGAGUUUACACCUGUGUCGGAUAUCGGACCCCGAGAACCAUGAAGCUUUGCCACUCAACCCCGAAGAUCGGAGGUUUUGUAUAUUUUCCACGGUGUUUUCAUCCGACGGGACGGAGAUUCUUGGAGGAGCUAACGACGGUUAUCUUUAUGUGUACGAUCUGGAGUGCAAUCAGAGGACUUUGAGGAUCGACGGCCACGGUGAGGAUGUUAACACAGUCGCAUUCGCAGACAGCACAUCAAAGAUACUGUAUAGUGGGGGCGACGAUGGUUUGGUUAAGGUGUGGGAUAGAAGGACGCUGAACGAGACCAAUCCGAGGCCUGUGGGAGUGUUGGCGGGACACAUGGACGGCAUCACAUACAUCGACUCCAAGGGCGACAGUCGCUAUCUGCUGUCCAACAGCAAGGACCAGAGCAUCAAACUGUGGGACGUCAGAGUCUUCUCUUCAGAAGACGCUCAAGAGUUCACCAGGAAAGUCGUCUCGGAACAAAACUGGGACUAUCGUUGGCAGAAGGCUCCAAAAAAGUUGAUAAACCCCAAGGACAAUCUGGAGGGGGACACUUCAGUGAUGACCUACAGAGGACAUUCGGUGCUGCAGACUCUCAUCAGGUGUCACUUCUCUCCGUCACACACCACGGGACAGAGGUUCAUCUACACAGGCUGUGCUUCCGGCAGAGUCGUCAUAUAUGACCUACUGACUGGAGAGAUAGUCAAAGUAUUGAAAGGUCACCGAGGUUGUGUAAGAGACGUCUCCUGGCAUCCUUAUCGACCUGAGCUUGCAAGUACCUCGUGGGACUAUUCCGUGGUGGUCUGGGGCUACAAACACAAGGACCGUGAUGAUUCUGAUGAUCAGUUUGAAGAAGUGGAGCCAACACCUCAGAAAGUACGCCGUAGUUCCCGAAUAGCUGAGAUGCACAGGAGAAAUCUACAGCAAAUUCUGUAGCAACACUAAGUGUUGGGGGUGCUGGGAAGGGCGGAGCUCAGGAUUUUGUAUCAUACUUUUAACACCACUACAAUUUAUUUCAUGGUGAAGUAAACGACAUCCUGUAAAUGCUACUUGUGUAUAGUGUAAUAUUUGAACAUAUUUUAUAAUAUAAUAUUAUUAUUUGUAAAGAGAAAAAUAAACUUUUAA